Molecule: messenger RNA, 396 nt
Organism: Limulus polyphemus (Atlantic horseshoe crab)
Lineage: Eukaryota; Metazoa; Arthropoda; Merostomata; Xiphosura; Limulidae
Product: shematrin-like protein 2
Exons: 2
Coding region: 1-396 (131 amino acids)
Source: RefSeq, a predicted model, not a curated record
AUGAAGACUCUGAUUCUGGUGGCUGCUCUCUUCGUCGCUGCUGUCCUCGCCGAGGAUAAAGAUUUGGAGAAGUCUGAGACCUACGGAUAUCCAGUCGGUUACGGUGCCUACGGACAUGGGUACGGAGGGCACGGAUAUCUGGGAGCUGGCUACGGCGCCUACGGACACGGUGCUCUUGGUGCCCACUCCCGCUAUGGAGCCUACGGACACGGUGCCCACGGCCUCCAUGCCAACGUUGCACACCGAAAUCUGAAUGCCUACGGUGCCCACGGCGGCUACGGCGGACACUACAGAGAUAUCGGUGCCUACGCCCGUAACAAGGGAGCCGGAUACACCAGAGCUUACGCCUACGACAAGCAGGAUCUAAGUAGAUGUAUAUAUUUUCCUGGUUACUGA